AAAGCAGUCAAGCUGGACACCACGGUAUCGCCCCCCACUGCCACAGCCUCAGUCCUGCCCACCCCUAUCUCCCCUCAAAACCUCCCAUCCCCACCCACCACUGCUCCACAUCAGCAGGAGGAGCAGUAUGUAAGCGAGGUCAGCGUCAAUGAUGACUCCAAGAUUUGCAGAGAUGCAGGAACCAUCACAGAUGUGUGUAACAGCGCUGAUCUUCCUGAGGUGGAAAUCAUCAGUUUGCUUGAGGAGCAGUUGCCUCACUAUAAGCUGAGAGCAGACACUAUAUACGGCUAUGACCACGACGACUGGCUCCACACGCCUCUCAUCUCACCUGACUUCACCCUCGACCUGACCACUGAACAGAUCGAGGAGACCCUCAAAUACUUCCUUCUGUGUGCUGAUCGAGUGGGCCAGAUGACUAAAACAUAUAAUGACAUAGACGCUGUGACACGUCUUUUGGAGGAGAAAGAGCGUGAUUUGGAGUUGGCGGCACGUAUAGGUCAGUCUCUUUUGAAGAAGAACAAAACUCUCAGUGAGAGGAACACCUUCCUGGAGGAGCAGGUGGAACAUAUACGGGAAGAGGUGUCUCAGUUGCGUCAUGAUUUGUCCAUGAAGGAUGAACUCCUGCAGUUCUAUACAAGUGCAGCUGAGGAGAGCGACGGAGAGUCUGCUGCUACCACACCUAUUCACCGAAAUGAUUCGUCUCUCUCAGUCCCAAAUGACUUCCCUCUGGAUUCACUGCAGAAGAAACUCCAAGACCUGGAGGCAGAGAACAUCGUCCUCCGAUCAGAGGCGAAUCACCUGGAGACGGAGACAAUCUCGUAUGAAGAAAAGGAACAACAGCUUGUAAAUGACUGUGUUAAAGAGCUCCGAGAUGUGAACUUACAAAUCUCCACGAUUGCAGAGGAGUUGGCUAAGAAGACGGAGGACACCUCGCGACAGCAAGAGGAAAUCACUCACCUCCUCUCGCAGAUUGUCGACCUGCAGAAAAAAGCCAAAUCUUAUGCACUUGAAAACGUAGAGCUCACUCAGCAUUUGGGAGCAGCUAAAGAUGCCCAAAGAGCACUAACAGCAGAGCUGAGGGAGUUGGAAGACAAGUGUGCUGAGUGUAUGGAGAUGUUACAUGAAGCUCAGGAGGAACUGAAGAACUUCAGGAAUAAAUCUGUGCCUCUCAGUACACCAAGACGAUUCCACUCGCUUGGACUCUUCCCCAUGGACUCUUUAGCUGCUGAAAUUGAAGGCACUAUGAGGAAAGAGAUUCAGAUGUCUGAUCCAGAAGUAGAGGACCAAAGGUUGCAUCCAAAGCGUGUCUUUGAGACAGUGCGGAACAUCAACCAGACGGUUCGGCAGCGCUCAAUGGGCCCCUCCCCUAUCAACAUCCCGGGUUCCAAUCAGACAUCCAGUCUGAACUCCAGGAGAUCUAGUUGUCUGAGCACACCCAGGUCGAGCAUGUAUGGAGGAGAUGGUGUAGAAAUGGACAACCGCACUAACAGCAUACUGAUGGACACAGAGUCACUUCAGGAUGGCUCUAAUGACUCCAACAGAAAGCCUGGCACGCCUGGCACACCCGGCUCUCGUGACCUCGCUGCAGCUCUACGUCGUCUCUCCCUCCGGCGGGACAACUACCUGAGUGAGCGGCGUUUCUUCGAAGAGGAGAGAGAGCGUAAACUCAAGGCCCUGGCAGAGGAGAAGAGCGAAUCGUAUAAGGACAGAUAUGGUGGGAGUGGCAGUGAAGAGGGUGGCUCCCUCACUCCGACAGACAGCAUCAUGUCUCUGGGCACCCUGCACUCGGUGUACUCUGUAUACAGCUCCCGCUCCUACCUGCCGGAGAAACUCCAGAUCGUCAAGCCUCUGGAAGGUUCGGCCACUCUGCACGCAUGGCAGCAGUUAGCCCAGCCCCACCUGGGUAGCCUCCUGGACACCCGGCCAGGCGUGGUGACCAAGGGCUUCCGCCCACUGGAGCUAGAUCUGGAGGAGGUGUACCAAUUCACAGACCUGGAGGAAGACGAGGCAGGACAGCAUUCCCAAUCCAUCAUCUCUACCUCUGACAUGGGUUCUCUGCCCUGCUCACCUGCUUCCAGACGACUACGCACCAGCAAUUGCUAUAUCCAGGAAGAGCAGCUCAGAGAGAACGGAGGGACCCCUGGAGUGGGGCUAGACCAAGUGGUGGCAGGAGAGGAGGAGGUUUCAUCUGUUCAUUUCCCUGGUAAAUGUAUGUCUCACACCAGCUCUACAUACACCUUCACCACCUGCAGGAUUAUGCAUCCUUCAGACGAACUCACCAGAGUCACACCCAGUCUGUUAUCAGGUCCAUCAUUGGCCUCAUGUGUGAUGUCCAACACUAGUCUGCGUUCAACCCCUGUAUCCACCCCCUGCACGCCUCGCCGCCUCAGCCUGGCGGAGAGCUUCACCAACCUCCGGGACUCUACCAAGACCACCAGUACCUCUCUGGGCCUGGUGCGCCUCCUACAGGAUAGAGGUAUAUCUGCUGCUGUCUAUAACCCUUAUAGCUGGGACCGGGCUGACCUGGCCACUCCAGCAGACCCCAGCUCAUCAUUAACAUGCACUGUCACCCCCACCCACCUAGGCUCAGACAUUCUCCCCUCCACCCCUCCAAACUCACCAAACAAGUCUAAACCCAGCAGUCCUGUGUUACCUGUAGACUACAGCCCUUCAGAUCCGCCUUACGAAACUUUCCUGGCAUCGCGGCCAGCCAGUUCGAUUCUAAAGGAAAUACGUGAGGCGGAUGAAAGUUUUCGAACUGAUUCACAGUGUCUGACUGAGGUUAGUGUCCAGAACCUGCGACUGGUGGACAAGGUGAAGAGGUUUAGCUUGGCUCCCAGAACAGUGGUGACCUCUCCCAUCGGGGGAUUGCCAGUGCUGAACUCAAGAAUGAGAAGAAACUGCAGUUAUCCAGCUAUGGUUGGGGCUAGUAUGGCUAUGAAGGGCCCGGGGCCUCCUACUGUGGACAUGUUGUUGGCCCCCAGGCCACCCAGACAAACUAGCCUCAGUGAAGAGUGAAUGAAUCAAUCAUCCCCUUUUGCCUUUUAUUUGUUAAAAUAUACGGAGAUACAGUAUAUCAUCCUUGUGACAACUCAACAGUGCCUGUUAUUAGAGAUGAUAAUGAUAUUUGUAUAGAUUGUUUUGUUGUAACGAUUGCUAUAACAACUAUCUGUGUCUCUUUAUUUCUUUGUCAAUUGCUCUCUCUGUCUGACCAACAUGCAGAGUACAAUUCAUUCAGCAGUGUCAUUUUUUUGAGCUGUUGUCCUCUUGUGUAGAAAAUUGGCAUUUUGCACUUGCUAGCUGUGAGCAAAUGUAGCAUAUAGAGUGGAAAAUUCAUGCCCCUCAGAUUAAUUUAUCAAUUAAGCACUUUUUGAAUUUAAAACUACUCAAGGAUAAGCAAGAAAGUGUCUUUUUUCAUUAUUAUUAUUGUUGUACAUUUGGUCUGAGGUUUGAUAUUUCAAGAUUUGUCAGUUUCAUGAGGUUAAAAAUAGAGCACUGAAUAGCCCCUUAUGCUAAUUGUAGCCCAGAUAUUGAUAAACAAUGAAGCCUUGUAAUUUGUAAAUCAUUAUUUGGUCCAAUUUGACACUUCUUUAUGACCAUAAUAUUUAGCUUUAUAAGCCGAUUAAUUAUGCCGAAAAUCUGUAAAAAAAGAUUAUUAUUAUUAUUAUUAUUGUUAUUUUUACUAGUUCAGCCAAUUCAAUGAAUGUAACAAUGUAUAAUGUCAGAAAUGGCAUAAUUAUAUGUUAUAUCUUGGUAGCAACAGUGUAAUAGCAUAGCUCAAUGAUACAACCUUUACUAGAGUGCUGUUGACAUGAAUUGUUGUUCAGUUGCAUGUUAGCACAUGCUCUCUUCUCUGUACAUCCUCUCAGACUAGUCACAAUUCAAUUGACUGAAAUAUUUCAGAGAUAAUUAGACCACGGGGCGCAAGGACUGUACAAUGAAUCGCAGCAGUUUGAUAUAAACUUGAAAUAUAAUCAUGUUGCUUUUAAUGUCCUUUUGGGACAGACCAGCAUCUUUAGGUAAGUGUUUGUGUGGACGUAUGUACUUUACAUUGUAUAAAUACAUGCAUUGCAGUAUCAAUGACUCUAUGGGAAAAUUGCACAACUACACAUUUCCUUGUUUAAAAGAAUGUUAGGUUCAUCAUCUGCUGUGGCAUUGGAACCUAUUGACUGAGAUGUGUCGUGCAAAGUGAAGUGUGUGCUGUAGCUUUAAAAAUGAUAACGGUGCAAUAGGAACGAAGUCAGUGCCUGAUCUUUUUAUUAUGAUUAUUAUUUUUUAAAGACUUUAUCAUAAUGGCUUCGCCUGCCACAGUAUGCACUGGCAUAAACACUGUAACUAUGUUGAUCCGUUGACUUCCUACUGGUUUUAACCUUGUUGACAAUGCAGUUGUAGGAUGUACUGUUUGAAGGAUGUAUUAUAUUUGCUAUUGUUUAAGAAGCUCAUUCAGUUGCAUGAGUCGUUUUAAAGAAAAGGCCUGUGUGUUUUCUUUUGGUUAAAGCAAAUGAGAUUUGUCAAAUUAAUAUGUGCGCUGAAUGCGUGUACAUUUAAUCAGAGCUUGAUCUUUGUUAAAUGUAUUUCAGAACCACAGCGGUAUCUGCCAUGACUGAACAUUGAUUUCAAUGGUGUGGUUAUUUCAUCACAUUAAUGAAGGGAAGUUUUACUUGUAUAUUGUAAAUAUGCAAAGAGUUUAAAUAUGCUAACUUUUGUAAGAAAAGAACAAAAAACCUAAACUUGAAAGAAAAAAAAAAAAUGAGAAUAUGGAAAAGAGACAAUAUCUUGUCUAAUCACUGGUGAAAAAAAGAGUUUUUGUUCAUUCAUUUCAGAAACUCGCCUUAGCAAAUGGUCAUCAAUAAACCAGUUGAGAUAA
This is a messenger RNA of Xyrauchen texanus (razorback sucker), 4867 nucleotides long. RefSeq names its product trafficking protein, kinesin binding 1a (gene trak1a). The record is from RefSeq and is a predicted model, not a curated record. The transcript has 16 exons. Gene Ontology annotation, biological process: anterograde axonal transport of mitochondrion; neurogenesis; endosome to lysosome transport. NCBI's taxonomy places the organism in Eukaryota, Metazoa, Chordata, Actinopteri, Cypriniformes, Catostomidae. Bases 412 to 3018 code for a protein of 868 amino acids. Gene Ontology annotation, molecular function: GABA receptor binding. Gene Ontology annotation, cellular component: dendrite.